Dothidotthia symphoricarpi CBS 119687 is the source of this 688-nucleotide messenger RNA. RefSeq lists its product as uncharacterized. Lineage: Eukaryota; Fungi; Ascomycota; Dothideomycetes; Pleosporales; Dothidotthiaceae. The transcript has a single exon. The coding region runs from base 14 to 502 and encodes 162 amino acids. The record is from RefSeq and is a predicted model, not a curated record.
CGCAGACCAAAACAUGUCGGAACAAACUUCCAAAGCCAUCGUUUACAAACCCCCUACCAUAUCUAAGAUCGACAGGCCUUCAGUGAUACUAUACGGUACCAUUGAGUCCGGCUCCACCAAAGAUUGGCGAGCCAGCCUCACAGCCUCACUUUCCGACCUGCCCGUCGCUAUCAUCAAUCCCAGCCGCGAUGACUGGGACAGCAGCUGGAUCGAAGACAUCUCAUUUCCAAAGUUUAAAGAACAGGUAGAGUGGGAGAUGGAGCAUGCACAGGUAGCUGAUGUCAUUGUGGUUUACUUUGCGCCGGGAACGUGUACCCCGAUUGCGUUGCUGGAAUUGGGCAUGUAUGCGGGGACAGGCAAGGUGAUUGUAUGUUGUCCUAAGGGAUUCUAUAAGAGGGGUAAUGUGGAAAUCGUCUGCCAGCGAUAUAGUGUCAAAAUGUUGGAGACGUUGGAGGAAUUGAAUGAAAAGGUCAGGGUGAGGCUCUUGGAGAGAUUGGGUUAGUGCGGAGAGAGAGUCAGAAUUGAGUGUUUGGAUUUGAGGUUACAAUUUGAGAUAUGGGCUGGCAAUCGCUGUCUUUGAGAGGGGACAUCAGCCCCGGUUUAUCCGCAAUAGGAAUGCGUUCCAAUGAGGCUAUCAUGUGCUUACUGUGGCUCAGCACGAGUCUAAUCAAUAUUGAUGUCGCCAAGG